This is a messenger RNA of Menidia menidia (Atlantic silverside), 3452 nucleotides long. NCBI's taxonomy places the organism in Eukaryota, Metazoa, Chordata, Actinopteri, Atheriniformes, Atherinopsidae. The record is from the annotation of a GenBank genome assembly.
CCGUCCAAGCGCUGCUGCGCUGACUAAUAAAGCCCUGGAGCGCACCGCCCAUGUGGACUGUCCAGGAACAGAAAGUCAUCGCCACCUGGGGAAAUCAUAUGCUUAUUGACGUCCGAGACGUCCGCAUUAAACCCAACAAACCAAACACUUUAGGUGUAAGUUGGAUCCCGCUGAGCUUUUAUCAUGGUUAACAUGGCUUUAAGUUUACGCUGUCAAAUCGGACUCGACUUUUUUGAGUUUUUAAACGAAACCAAUCGCGCAUCCAUCACUGACAGAAUUCAGCUGAGAGACAUUUACAACGAUGAGUUCAGGAGCAGGAACGCUGGUACCAAAGAUCCGAACUUCGGUUCGGUCCUCUAUGCCCUGAAAGUGUGCCACAAAAUUACAAGGCGCUAUGACAAAAUACGCUUCAACUCCACGGUCAAAGCUCUCUAUGUGGAUCAGUGGAACAGUCCCAGGGACCGCCAACCACAGCCGGUCCAGAAUGGAGCAGCCAGCCCUGAGAUCUUACUGGCACCUAACUCUCCGGACGAGGCCGAGACAGGAGUAAGAGCCCGAAGGAAGCUAGCCGGUCUUCUGAUAAAAAAACUCAAUGUGGAGAGGACCCAGUUUAUCUCUGACAAACAUGGUAUCAGUAUCACCUCUGACCAUCUGUUUGAGAAUGGAAAACUUGGCGUGUGUAUUAAAAACACACUUGAGUAUAAGGUUAAUCUGACUGUGAAAAACACCAGCACACAACCUGUGUACUUCACUUACUACACCCCACUCCACUGGCUCAAAUGCUUAAGUAUGUUUGAUGAGCAAAGAGUGACCAAACGGAACCCUCUGCAACUAAAACCAGGUGACAGCUACGAGAUACAGGUUGACUUCCGCUGCAGUUCAGUUGGUUUUUAUCCAGCUACUCUGGCUUUUGAGUUCAAACCAGAUUUGCAGCCUUCCUCUUCUGCCUUCCACAUUGUCCGCUUCAUCGAGGCCCAGUGUGUCACUUCCUUGGGACUCGAGCUGGCACCUGUGGCCCCCUACAAGCCUCGCUCCCUACCGGCCUUGAUUGCCGAACCAAAGUUCAACAUUGUGGAUGGACAGCGACCCGAGGGGAUGACAGUGCUGCAGCUCCAGUAUGUGGUCGAGUUAAAACAGUACCGAGUACCACCGUACAUGAACCAGCUCCUCAGAUUGCUCAGGCAGUCCUGUUCCCUGUCUGAUCAAAGAGGGACUGUGCUGGAGAAUCCCCUGAACUGGGAGAACUAUACUGAAAAGUUCCAGCUGCUGCUGUAUUUGGAGGAACUCCAGAUGGAGGUUGACAUCAGAAGGUACAACAUUCCCAAUGAGGAUAAAGAGUUUGCCGUCCUAAGGAGCGACCCGCAUCAGAAGAAGCUUCUUAUUUUAGAGGUCCCUGGUGUGUCUGAGAACCGCCCAUCUGUGCUUCGGGGAGAUGCACUGCUGGCCUACCCUCAAGGAGAAACGGGAGUGAAGUACCGCGGCUACGUCCACAGUGUGCAGCUGGACAGCGUCAGGCUGGGCUUUGCCUCAGAGCUACUGAGCCGCUUUACAAACGGAAAAGAUCUCUCCUUCAUCGAAGGGGUGAAAUUCAACAUUGAGUUCACCAUCAACCGCUUGACCGUACGUCUGCAGCACAGAGCAGCAGAGCUGGCGGCCUCCUGCAAUCUGAGAAGUGUGCUGUUUCCUGUUGCAUCUCCCAUGUCAAGUUAUCCACCGGAUCUUCCUAAACUCAGGCUCUUUGACUGGCAACUGGAGAAAAACCCAGAGCAGUAUCAAGCAGUCCAACACAUUGUGGCCGGAUCAUCCAGGCCUGCGCCUUACCUUGUGUUUGGCCCACCUGGAACAGGCAAAACCGUGACUCUGGUGGAGGCCAUCAAGCAGAUAGAGAAGGCCCAGCCCUGCUGCCACAUUCUGGCCUGUGCUCCGUCCAACAGUGCUGCUGACCUGUUGUGCAGCAAGAUCCUGGACCACGUGGACGCGCACAAAGUGUACCGCAUGUAUGCCAGCAGUCGGGAGCCAAGAUUUGUUCCUGAACGCUUAAAGGCAUGUUCUAACCUGGUAGGAGAGUGUUAUGUUUUUCCUCCAAAAGAAAAGCUGAUGGAGUAUAAGAUCUUGGUCACCACCCUGUUAACUGCUGGAAGGUUUGUCUCGGGAGACAUUCCAGCUGGACAUUUCACUCAUGUGUUUGUGGACGAGGCCGGACACGCUGUGGAGACGGAAUGUUUGGUCCCAAUUGCAGGAUUGCUCGAUACUGAGACUGGCCAACUGGUUCUGGCCGGAGACCCCAAGCAGCUCGGACCCAUUCUCAGAUCUCCCUUUGCACUGAGAUACGGGAUGGGAAUGUCCCUUUUGGAGCGUCUGAUGAAUAAUUUCACUCUGUACCAGAAGAACGAGGAUGCGUUCAACAACUGCUUCGUCACCAAGCUGCUGCGCAACUACAGGUCUCAUCCUGCCAUUCUGAAAAUUCCCAACGAGCUUUACUAUGACGGAGAGCUGCAGGCUUGCGCAGAUGAAUAUGCACGUAACUUCUACUGCACAUGGGAGCACCUUCCAAAGCAGGGCUUCCCGGUGAUCUUCCGUGGGGUAGCUGGUGUUGACGCACGUGAGGCAAGCAGUCCAUCCUUCUUCAAUGUGGCAGAAGUGGAGGUGCUGAUGGACUACGUAAGGAAACUGCUCCAGUCAGACGGCAAGAAGGGACUGUCUAAAAUCACACCCAAAGACAUAGGCAUCAUUGCUCCUUACAGGAAACAGGUGCAGAAAAUCCGCAAGGCCUUGGAAAAAGUUGGGAAAGACUUCAAAUCCCAUGACAUGACUCUUCUGAAGGUUGGGUCUGUGGAGGAGUUCCAAGGCCAGGAGAGGAGAGUGAUCCUGGUGUCCACAGUUCGAAGCGGAUCAAAUAACUUGGAGUUUGACAGAAAGUUCAACUUGGGCUUCGUUAAGAAUGAGAAGAGAUUCAAUGUGGCUGUGACUCGAGCCAAAGCACUUCUGAUUGUGGUGGGAAACCCCAGAGUGUUGAACACAGAUGCUACCUGGGCCCGCUUCACCAAGUACUGCAGGGAUGAAGGAGGCUACAUUGACUUAGAUCAUAAAGAGGAUGAAGAUAAAAUCAUAGAUAGACUUGCAGUGCUUUACAACGAAAUGAACCUUGAAGUUCAAGUUGAAACUGCUGAAAGUGAUGUUCAGCUGUACCUGGACCCUGAGUGGAGGAACGACAUGUGACCAACAGUAGACUCUGAACUCAGAGGGGUUUAUUGUGACUUUAGCAGGAGGUAUCAUUUUACCACAGUCCGGUCUUUCAUUCCAUAAUAAAAAAAACACACAUACACACUCGUUUUUCUUAAUUUCAUAUCCAACCAACUUUGAAAUAUCUCAGACUUAAGGAUAAAUCUGAGAUCUUUUACGGAACACAUGGAUAAGGCAUAUAUAUAUAUAUACCUUGAUGUGUUUUUUUU